GUGUACAGAAUGUGAAGAGAAAAAGACCCCUCCCGUUAUGGGAGGGGCCAUUUCAGGAGCUCAGGUUUGCACCGAGCUGCGCGGUCCUCGUAUUAAAUCGGAUGCAACCGCGUUCCGGGGUCAUUCCGACUGCCGGGCUUAAGCCGAGAGGUUUAGAGCUGUUACUUUUAAUUCUAGUUGGCGGGGGUUUUAUCUGCAUCAGCUAUGGUGACCCUAACAGCAGAGGACAAGAACAACAUCAGGCACGUCUGGGGGAUGGUGUACAAGGAUCCCGAGGGCAACGGGGCGGUGGUCGUGAUAAGGCUGUUCACUGAUCACCCCGAGACCAAGCAGUACUUCAAAAGGUUCAAGAAUCUGGACACUCUUGAGCAGAUGCAGACAAACCCAAGGAUUAAACUGCACGGGAAGAGGGUCAUGAAUACCCUCAACCAAGUCAUAGACAACCUGGAUGACUGGGCUGCUGUGAAAGAGAUUCUCACCGCGCUGGCUGAGAGGCACAGAGACGUGCACAAGAUACACAUCCACAACUUCAAGCUGCUGUUUGACGUGAUCAUUAAGGUCUACGGGGAGGCCCUGGGCCCUGCCUUCACUGAUGCGGCCUGUGAAUCGUGGAGUAAAGUCUUUCAGCUGCUGUACAGCUUCCUGCAGUCGGUCUACACGAGCCGCACGGAGCCGUGACCGCCCCUCGUGCUCAAGAGGACUGCGGGACCUGCACCUGCACAGUGUUUUUUCAGAAUUUCUACUUCAAUAGUCUGAGGCUUGCAGGACACCCGUGCCGCUCAAAGCAUCUGCAGAUGUGAAUUUGCUCCCGUGUCUUGGAAAAGGUGUAUCCCCGCCCUGGUCCUGGAGAUCCACAGGGUCUUAUACCAACCAGUCUUCCGGUUUUCUAAUGGGCAAUUCCUGAAAUAGUUUCCCGCGCUCAGGGCCUGGCGUCACAGCCCGAGCUCACCCAAGUGCACCCAAGAUGCGCUGGGCGCUGUCGGUACCCCACAACAUGCAUGGCACAACACUGAUGCUAUCGGCUGACUGCUGCAAACAAACUGUUUGGGCAGCUGUGGCAAUAGCAAAGCCAGGAGGUGUCGAAAUCCCCGUAAUAAAGGGGCUGUCCUGUUGUGUGCCCCCCAUUUAGGGCUUUUCAAGACCGCAGCCAUUCUCUAUGGAAGGAUUAGAUAUGCUAAGAUCUGUAGAAGAGUGAAACUUGUUAUUGUAAUCGACUGGGCUAUUUCAGGAGUUUCCUAUUGGAAUCACGAUUGCCCUAAUGAGACCAGAGUGCCCAGUCUGAGACCGGAUACGCUGAUGGUCUUUAGCGGCUGGCUGGAGAGACUGGUAGAUCCAGAAGGACCGCGACUGUCCAGGACUGGGAUUGGGUCCUCUUAUACAGGAUCAUGCCCUACAAUUAAACAGUCCUAACUUGGGACAGACCCCUUUAAAAGAAUGGAAUAUAGGCAAGGAUUCUCCAUUCAAUACCGCAAGAAAGGACACAGCCUUUUUAUAUACUCCCAUGAUCAAAGAUGCUGUGUUUUUUAAAUCCUACGAUGGGUAAAAAGUCCCAUCACUUUCUUAUGAGCAGAUUCUUUCACUGUGGACAACGACACCCGAGACCGGAGCGCUUGGUGAAGGUUUGGAAUAUUUGGUGAGACAGGUUUGGCUCGGUCACUGGGGGGCAGACUCGAACCCCCUUCAGACUGAGUGACCCAGGGGGCAGCUGCCAGGUGGAGAUGGGUUCUUAGAGGGGCUCACUAGACGAAUGCCACAGAGUUCACUUCUGUUACGGUGGUGAUCAGAUACAGCUGUGUGAGAUUGAUAUGUCAUUGUUAUCCCUCCCAAACCUCAGUUCAUAACCUCCAUUUAUCACACGUGUGGAUAACUUGACCUGGACAAGUUAACACUGGACUUGGCGAAGCUGCUUGAAAACUGUCAUCAGAAUGAAAUGGUAUUGCUUGUAUUUUUUCUUCCAGAUCUUUUCACAAUUGGAAUUUAGAUUUGCCUGUCUCCAGCCCCACCCUCUUCAUGUGUGUGAACGCUUUACUGCUUAGACUCAAGGACAGCCUUAAGAACGCGGCCAUACUAUCAGUAUUGAUAGAAAUGAGCAAAAACAGAGGAAGUUGACUCCAAACCGCAUGAUCUACCCACAUCUCUUGUACUGCUCAUCACUCAUCACAAAAGUUUCAUGCAACAUUAACACAAAUCUAUGUUGAUAGAAUACAACCCAAGCAAAUGCAACACAAAUAACACCAAUUAAACCAUGAAAUCUGAUCCCAGGUUAGACUGAUAGAUGUGGCGCGCAGUACUUAAUGGUACCCGUGUCAGUUUUGGGAGUAAACACUCUAGUGUCAUCUUCUGGACGAAUGUGGUAUUGCACGUCAGUGUCUUAUUACCCUCCUUGCUCUGGAGUUUUGGUUAGAUCUUAACGUUCUUAUUCAAAUGGAUCCAUGCAAUCCAUGCGAUUAACAGUGGUGGUCAUUUGGUUCUUUUAUCUGUCCUUUUACCAUAAGAACCUUUCGAAAGCGUGGUGGGGCAGCUGGUUCCAGACUCCCACAUCAGGCUUUUGUAAAUAAGUUCCUUCUGUUCUCAUUUUCCCCGACUUUCCACUAUUGUUCUCUGGUUCUCUUCACCUGUUGAUUCCAUAAAAGUCCACAGGGUUGACUUAGAGCGUUUUUUAUGUGUUUAAGCCAGUCAAUCUGUAGUCUUAAAAAGACUCGGUUCUUCUAGCCUGUCACUCUACGACACUCAUUUGAGUCUGGGGACAUAUCUACAGUAGUUGCUGUUGAUCUAUGGUUUUUGUAGCUUGGUGAAAAAGCAGGUAUGCAGUAUUCCAAAUAAGGGUUUCCUUGCACACUGGGCAACUUUAAUUUUUAAUGUAGCAUCUUUUGAUUUGAAUGCUACACUUCUAACUAUAUAUCCCAAUGUUUUGCUUUGCUUUGACACAUGAGUAGUAAUAUGCUGUAAUAUGAGUAGACCUGUAAUAAAACCCCCGAAUGUGCAUGGAAAUCUGAAUGUAAUUAACCUGUAGUGUCACUGGGAUGUUAGAAAAUCUAAAAAGGAAAAAUCAAGCAUUUAUUUUUAUAUACUUGUAAGAUUUGAAGUCUCCCAACAAUGUAUAGUGUGCCUUUGGCUUUGUUCUUGAUGAUGCUUUGUCCCAGGGGCUGAAACAUAUUUUUCAAAGACACGCUUAUAGUUCUAAGUCGGGCUCCAGUGAAUAUCUUUGAUCACAUCACAUUAAAACGUGCCCCAGGCUGCCUGUUUCGUUGCAUGCUUCUCUUGGCAGUUCAACUGACUCAUGCAAUGCCUAACCAACACAAACCGGGCCGACACAAUCCCUCCUCACACUGGGUAAUAAACUGGACAGAACACAGCAUAUCCAAACAGUUACUCCUUCAUUCCACCCUCUGUGUGGAAGCGAGAGGACUAAUGCACUCUGCUUUUUGUAACCUGUGGACAAAUUAAGCUUAUCAAUGUUGAAGUAAACAGAACAGUUAUUUUAA
Messenger RNA from Lepisosteus oculatus (spotted gar), 3485 nucleotides. Its product is annotated as cytoglobin-2-like. Gene Ontology annotation, biological process: oxygen transport. Gene Ontology annotation, molecular function: oxygen binding; heme binding; oxidoreductase activity. The record is from RefSeq and is a predicted model, not a curated record. NCBI's taxonomy places the organism in Eukaryota, Metazoa, Chordata, Actinopteri, Semionotiformes, Lepisosteidae.